Messenger RNA from Orcinus orca (killer whale), 4317 nucleotides. It is a transcript of the gene CARM1, whose product is annotated as coactivator associated arginine methyltransferase 1. The coding region runs from base 944 to 2938 and encodes 664 amino acids. Gene Ontology annotation, biological process: peptidyl-arginine methylation. The record is from RefSeq and is a predicted model, not a curated record. Gene Ontology annotation, molecular function: protein-arginine N-methyltransferase activity. The transcript has 15 exons. NCBI's taxonomy places the organism in Eukaryota, Metazoa, Chordata, Mammalia, Artiodactyla, Delphinidae.
UGGGGGAAGCGGCUGGAGAUGAUGGGGAAGAGAGAAGGAGAGGUUGAGUGCUCCGAGAGGGGGCAAAUGUGGUGUGCAGAGGCCAAGUCCAUGCUCAAACUGCUUUUCCAGAGGGCGCGCUGGGGGUGGAGCCACAGGCUGGGGCGUGUCCCUACGUCCUGUCCCCGCCCCUCACUCCGGCCCUCCCCAAGAACCCAGAGAUUCACAAAGCGAGACCAGUGGUGGGGUGGGGAGCAGGACCGGUAUAGGGGCGGGGCCUCUUCGCAGCUGGACCCCACCCCUCAGUGAGCCGCCGUACAAAGCCGGGCGGGACCAGGGGAAGAGCCCAGCCUCAGGGGCGUGUUAGAGACUGUCGGGCGUCAGGCCCGCCGCCACCGUUCCCCUGGCUGGGGGAGCCACCUCACACAGCACGGCCGCUUGCGCGGGGCGGGGCUCCAGCGUGUGUCCGCACGGCCGAGCACCGCCCUUUGACGCGCGCUCCGAGCUGGGCAGCCGCACCGCCUUACAAAGCGCGGCCAUUCGGGCCGCGCCGGGCUGGAGGCGGGGCCCAGCCCUAGGGGCGUGUCCGCGCGGCCGAGCACCACUUCUGACGUACGCUCCCGCCCUCGCUGUUCCUGGGCCAAGGAGUCACCUCACAAAGCUGCGACCGCUAGCGCGGGGCGGGGCGGGGCGAGGCGGGGCCGGGCCGGCCCCGCCCCCCAGCGUGCUUCCUCCCAGAGCCCAGGGCCGCCGGCAGGGGCCGCUGCGUCACGGGGCUGGACCGCAGCGGCUGUGGCGGCGAGGCGGCGCGUGGCCAUCAGGCGGCGCUACCUGGCUCGGCCUCGGCCUCGGCCUGUGCGGCGGCGGCGGCGGCGGCGGCGGCGGCGGCGGCAGCGGCGGCGGCCUGGGCCCGGGCGCGGCGGCGGCGGCGGCGGCGGCGGCGGGGCCUGGAGCCGGAUCUAAGAUGGCAGGAACGGCGGCGGCGGCGGCGGCGGGGCCGGGCGUGGGCGGCGCAGGGGCGGCCGGCCCGGGUGUCACGGGGCCCUGCGGGGCAGUGUCCGUGUUCCCCGGCGCCCGCCUCCUCACCAUCGGCGACGCGAACGGCGAGAUCCAGCGGCACGCGGAGCAGCAGGCGCUGCGCCUCGAGGUGCGCGCCGGCCCGGACGCGGCGGGCAUCGCCCUCUACAGCCAUGAAGACGUCUGUGUGUUCAAGUGCUCGGUGUCCCGGGAGACGGAGUGCAGCCGUGUGGGCAAGCAGUCCUUCAUCAUCACCCUGGGCUGCAACAGCGUCCUCAUCCAGUUCGCCACGCCCAGCGAUUUCUGUUCCUUCUAUAACAUCCUGAAAACCUGCCGGGGCCACACCCUGGAGCGGUCGGUGUUCAGUGAGCGCACGGAGGAGUCCUCUGCUGUGCAGUAUUUCCAGUUUUAUGGCUACCUGUCCCAGCAGCAGAACAUGAUGCAGGACUACGUGCGGACAGGCACCUACCAGCGCGCAAUCCUGCAGAACCACACGGACUUCAAGGACAAGAUUGUUCUUGACGUCGGCUGCGGCUCUGGGAUCCUGUCGUUCUUCGCCGCCCAGGCUGGAGCGAGGAAGAUCUACGCGGUGGAAGCCAGCACCAUGGCCCAGCACGCCGAGGUCUUGGUGAAAAGUAACAACCUCACGGACCGCAUCGUGGUCAUCCCCGGGAAGGUGGAGGAGGUCUCACUCCCCGAGCAGGUGGACAUCAUCAUCUCAGAGCCCAUGGGCUACAUGCUCUUCAACGAGCGCAUGCUCGAGAGCUACCUCCAUGCCAAGAAGUACCUGAGGCCUGGGGGAAACAUGUUCCCCACCAUUGGUGAUGUCCACCUCGCACCCUUCACGGAUGAACAGCUCUACAUGGAGCAGUUCACCAAGGCCAACUUCUGGUACCAGCCAUCCUUCCACGGAGUGGACCUGUCAGCUCUUCGAGGUGCUGCGGUGGACGAGUAUUUCCGGCAGCCUGUGGUGGACACAUUUGACAUCCGGAUCCUCAUGGCCAAGUCUGUCAAGUACACGGUGAACUUCUUAGAAGCCAAAGAAGGAGAUUUGCACAGGAUAGAAAUCCCAUUCAAAUUCCACAUGCUGCAUUCCGGGCUGGUUCAUGGUCUGGCCUUCUGGUUUGACGUCGCUUUCAUUGGCUCCAUAAUGACCGUGUGGCUGUCCACGGCCCCGACGGAGCCCCUGACCCACUGGUACCAGGUCCGGUGCCUGUUCCAGUCACCACUGUUCGCCAAGGCCGGGGACACGCUCUCAGGGACAUGUCUGCUUAUUGCCAACAAAAGACAGAGCUAUGACAUCAGUAUUGUGGCCCAGGUAGACCAGACAGGCUCCAAAUCCAGUAACCUCCUGGAUCUGAAAAACCCCUUCUUCAGAUACACAGGCACGACGCCCUCCCCGCCGCCUGGCUCCCACUACACGUCCCCUUCGGAGAACAUGUGGAACACCGGCAGCACCUACAACCUCAGCAGCGGGAUGGCCGUGGCUGGGAUGCCGACUGCCUACGACCUGAGCAGUGUUAUCGCCGGCGGCUCCAGCGUGGGGCACAACAACCUGAUUCCUUUAGCCAACACGGGGAUUGUCAAUCACACCCACUCCCGGAUGGGCUCCAUAAUGAGCACGGGGAUUGUCCAAGGUAAUGGUGGGCGGGGGGAGCAGGGUCCCGCGGGUGUGAGGGUGCCCACCGCCGGGCGCCCGCCUGCCCUCUCGCCUGCGCUCUCUCUCUCUGACUCUGCCGUGGGUCUGGGCGGGCGAGGGGGCAGAGCUGGCUCCUCAGUGCCCACACCCCGCCCCACAGGGUCCUCCGGUGCCCAGGGCAGCAGCGGCGGCAGCUCCAGCGCCCACUACGCGGUCAACAGCCAGUUCACCAUGGGCGGCCCCGCCAUAUCAAUGGCCUCGCCCAUGUCCAUCCCAACCAACACCAUGCACUACGGGAGCUAGGGCCCUCCGGAGUGGAACAGACUGACAGCACCAGGAAACCAAAUGAAGACCCUGCCCAUCCCCCCUCCACCCGGGUGGCUCUCACCCUUGUACCGGAGAAGCCCAAACACCCGCUCACAGCCCUCUUUGCUAUGGGAACUUGAACACUUUUUUACACGAUGUUGCCGCCGCCCCCAGCCCGCUGCCCGCCCACAUCUUGGCCCUGAGCGCGUGUCGCUGCCAUAUUUUACACACGAUCGUGUCGUGGGAGCCCUGUUACCCGCUCCUGCCCUCUCCACCCUGACCUGGGUUUGAAAUCUUCUGUAACAGGUGUGUCCGGGCCUGACAGCUGCAGGCCUGGCAGGGAGGGAGGGGAGCAGCUGCCGCCCGCGCCCCCCCUACCCCCCGCCAUCCCCCGGCCCCUCAGGCCUGCCCCCUGCCUGUCUCCAGUGGGAAGGCAGUCCUGGCCAGGCGGGGCCUCCCCUUCAACUACCAGGCCUUGGUCACAAUGGGCGUGACAUGCUGCUUUUUUUAAUUUUAUUUUUUUACGAAAAGAACCAGUGUCAAUCCACAGACCCUCCGAGACAUCAGGCCAGCCGGGCCGAGCCAGCAGCCCCUCUCCCCGACUCAGAGGCUCAGUGGCGAGGGGCAGCCCUGCCGAGUCUUCAGGAUGGGGCGGGGCCGGGCCUCUGGAGCCCCUCGGCCCCCUCCCACCAAAGGGUUCACCUCACACUUGAAUGUACAACCCACCCGGCUGUCGGGAAGGCCCUCCGUCCUCGGCCCCUGCCACUUGCUGCUGUCCUGUCCCUGAGCCCCUGCAGGUCCCACACCCACACCAAGAGCUAGAACAGGUGGCCUCGUGGGCCCUGGGGGGAAGGGUCACUGUCAGCCGCUUGAGCAGACACAGAAACCUCAAGGGUCUGUCGUGGAAGGCAUCCUUUUUCCUUGUAGCUAACGUUAGGCCUGUGUAUCCCCUUCAGUAUUUGUAGAUGCUCCAGUCCCUAGUACUAUGAUGGCAUUUUGGCCCCUCCCCAGCCUGGGAAGGGGCCUUGCAGGGACCUCUCCAAAAAAAAGAAAAGAAAAAAAAAAACCUAAUAAACAAGGAAAUGUAUGUUUCAGCACAGGCAAUUUUCUUCUACUUCUGCUCCCCGUUUCUAACACCCCAAAACUCGGAUGUGGUGGAGCUCAGGCUAGGCCCAAGGCCCACUAACUGGGCCCCCCAGGAAGAGCAGGCACAGCCGUGGCUGGGGUGGCCCCCUGUGCUGCCCGCCCAUCCUGGCAGGUGGCCUGUGGGGCAAUGGCUGCCCUGGAAGCUCCCUGUUCUGCCCCUCUCCCGCCUUUAUAUAAAUUCUUUGAAUCACCUUUGCAUAGAAAAUAAAAGUGUUUGCUUUGUAAGAAAA